Messenger RNA from Rotaria sp. Silwood1, 597 nucleotides. Lineage: Eukaryota; Metazoa; Rotifera; Eurotatoria; Philodinida; Philodinidae. The record is from the annotation of a GenBank genome assembly.
AUGUGUCCUCUCACUACAAUAUGUGUUUGUACCGAUUGUUUCUAUGGUGAUCGAUGUCAAUUUUAUGCUAAAGGUAUCGGAUUAACACUUGACGAUAUAUUACAUUAUGCAAUUAAACCUAAUAUUAAUUUGAAUAAUCAAUCACGAUUUAUCAAAGUGAGCCCAGUGGUUACAAUGAUUAUAUUCGUCGUAGUUGUUUUUACUUCAUCAUCCGAUCCAAUUAUUUUCGAUGAUGAUAAUACAAAUGAAACAAAAUUUGAACAAACUGAAUUUGAUUUUGAUUAUCUUCAUUUAAUAUUUGCGUCACGUAGUCCAGAGCUAUCUUUUCCAUCUUCGUUAGCAGCUGAACUAACAAUAUCAAAAUCGAAGGAUGUUAUUUUUGGAAUUGAUGAUAUCAAAAAUGGAAAGACACCAUUCAAUCGUAUUGGUAUUCGGGUAGAACAAUAUGAUGGUUUAUUAAAUAAUAUAAUCGAUGUAGCUUUUCUUGAUAUGGGUGUUGCAGAAUAUGCAACUAAUAAUAUAUAUUGUAAUUUAACUUUGAUUGGUGAAGGUUUUGACAAAGGUGCACUUGUUAUUCUUACAUCUAAACAAUGGUAA